GGCAGAGCGCGUUCAUGUGCACGGGGCCGCGCCUGGUCGUGCCCGCGCCCUCUCUGAUCAAUUUCUCAAGGUGUUCUCUGCACAGCUGAAGAUGGCGACAGAUUAAAUAGAAAUAAGAGGAGCCCCCAGCUGGGUGAUCUGGGCCUGGGUGCACGGCGAGGAAGAGGAGGCAUGGGAAUAGUCAGUCCUAGCAGCAGGAUGCCCAGGGAGCAGAAGAACAGUGCCCAUCAGAAGAGGAAGAGAAAACAAUAAGGAGGGCACAGCCACCUUCCAGAGAGCACGAGCAGCCCGGGCUCAGCAGGCAGGAUGGGCAGCAGGUGCUAGGCACAGGGGCAUGCUCUCACCUGGCUCCGGUCCAUAGGGGGGAGGGUGGGGGGAUCUGCAUGGGUUGUCCCUGGCAUCCCCUGUGGACUUCUUCUUGAUGUACUGUGCCCCGGGGCUGAAUCUUUACACAGGGAGGGGGGUUCUUUUUUUCUUGCUUGGCUUUCCCAAUAGCUCCUGCAAUGGCCUGUUACUGAGUGACCCGGGCAGGGGCGGGUAGGGGAGGGGAGCUCCCAUCCCUUCACCCACCAUCCUUUAUCUCUCCACCUGUCAUUGCUCCAUCACAUCACCAAUACCCUACUAUUCUCGCCACCAUUUCUCCAUCUGGUCCCCCACCCAUCCCCCUCCCCGACCUUCCUGAUGAUGGCCCUCUCUGCAGCAGGCCCCCUCACCAGAGGCAGGUGACAUUGUGCUGGUGGUAGGGAGCCCACCACAAACAUCAUAGGGGGGUGGGGAGAGACUGAGAGCACCCGGCCGCCGAAUUCUCCCACCCCCUAAAAUAUGAUCAGGGGGGCUUGGAUGUAUCCAAGGGAAGAUGAGGCCUUCUUAAAGAUCUGCUGGGAACCCCGACACAGCGACAAACCGUGCGCCGACUCGGAGAGGGCUCAGAGAUGGCGCUUGUCCCUCGCCUCUCUCUUGUUCUUCACCGUCCUGCUGUCUAAUCACCUCUGGUUGGUCUCUGCAGGGGCCAAAGCAAGAGGCAACUUCUCCUACAGCCACCAGCCGGCCCGGGGGGAGCAGGCCAACUCCAGCUUGCUGUCCCUCCAGAGCUUCCCAGGGGAGGGCAGGGGGUGCUGGGACAACUUCCUAAGCAAUUCGACCAAAUCUGCUGCUCAUAGUCCGCAUUGCACUGGUGCCAGGUCCUCUCACCUGGAUACUGCCUGCACCAAACUGCAUUUGCAAAGACAUCGGGGCUCUGUGGCCCCCUCCUCUCCCCAAUCCUCCUCCUCCUCCUCUUCUUCAAGAUCCUACUCCCCUUCCUCUACUUCCUACAACCAAAAGAGGAACUUUUUGAAGGCUUAUUUUAACAAUUUUACUCUGUCUUUUUGUGAUACUUACACCAUCCUUGACCUGCUGCUGGGCAUGUCUAACCCGGACAGCCUGAACUGCAGCCUGGAGAACCUGAUGGAGGACUUCAUGGGGGCUCCUGUAGCCUCUGCUGCUGUCACAGACGAUGAGGUGUGCAGCAACUGUAUCCAAGCUUACCAGAGACUGGAUCAACACGCUCAGGAAAAAUACGAGGAGUUUGACUUUGUCUUAGAGAAGUUCCUGCAAUCUGGGGAGUACUCUGUAAGAUCCUGCGUAGGGGACUGCAAGGCUGUCUACAAAGCCUGGCUGUGCUCAGAGUAUUUCAACGUCACCCAGCGACAGUGUCGUAAUGGUAUUCCCUGCAAGCAGUACUGCCUGGAGGUGCAGACCCGUUGUCCCUUCAUACUACCUGACAAUGAUGAUGUCAUUUAUGGAGGGUUACCUGGCUUCAUCUGUACAGAUUUGCUAGAAAACCAUAUGUCUAACACAGAUGCGGUUUGUUGUGAUGUCCGAUGGCAUUCCUGCAACAUCCCAGGGAGCGGCGCCCACAACACAUCUACCAAAUCUUCGAACUCCCAAUCCAUGUAUUACCAACACCGCAGUCGCCACCACCAGCACCCUCACCAUCGGCACCAUCACUUGCAUCCUUACCACCAUCAUCACAAACCAUCUCUGCUGCCGGUCUCAGCGGGAUCCCGCCUCGGAAACACGAGACUAAAGCUGUGUGUGUUGGUGCUUAUGUUGCUCCACACCAUGGCCUCCUUUUCGGCUGUGCAAAAUGGGGUGAGCUUGGAAGCCAUGCCUGGCAUGGAUGAGACAUCAGCACGUGAAGAGUGAACACGUGGCAGUGCUUUCAGAAAACUCAGAAGAUUGGAAUACGUUCUUCUAAAGGGUGUGCCCUUUUCUAUGACCCAGAGGCAAUGGGAGAUUGCCCUCAGCAGCAGUUAACCAUGACACAGCAUGGUGAAAAAAAGAGUCCUUUGGGUUAGAGGGCCGUGAGACACAACUUUGAGAAGGGUUCUGUGUCAGUGGCCUUGAAAUGAUGCUUGUGUUAUGCAGAAGCAAUGUAAGGCAGAGUCAGAUUGGGGUGGUCCAGUAUCAUUAUAAGGAGUAGUGUAAAAGUGGAAAGAAUGCCUGGCCAAGUAAAACAUGGCGCUCCAUGGUUAGAGAAAUUAACAGCCGGUUGAGCCCGCUGGUAACUACCAGUGAGCCUUACUUGUGGUAGAUGCUAAGUGCUUUAUUGCUGCCCUGAAUGUAUUCUUGGUCAUGCUGAUUGAAAGCUGGCCCAAAUAUCCAACAGCUUAUGGCCAAAUGGCAGCCGUAUUUCUAACGUGAACAACUAAAAAUAGUAAAAAAACAAAAAAAAAAAACAACAACUAUAUUUUAAUGUCAUCAAGCCAGGGUUACAAUUAGAAAAGCAAUCCAAUGACUAGACAUAUCCUGUGAAGAUGUCAUAAUGAUGUUUCUAUUUGCAGGAAAAGUCCCGUAAUCACUGGUUACAAAUCAACAGGCAUCAUGAGCCACAGAUCUUAACAGAAUGUGCAAAAAAAUAGAAUUAAAUCUUUUACGAUAUCACAGAUGUACAGAAAACUAUGUUUUAGAGAAUGAGAGAUAAAAUGUAAGAAAAACUUAUAGAGAUAAAUAGAAUAUAUGGUAUUUAUAGAGGGUCAUACAGCAUCAUGUCCUAUGCACCAGGUGAUGUGUAGAUGUGAAAUGUCACAAUGCAAUCGGAAUGUAACCAAUACACUUACCUAGAGAACCCAGAACCACAAUUGUAUAAUUAGGGAAUGGGUGAGCCAUAACUUCAUAUCAUAAGUCCAGAAGUUGCUUGUCCAUAAUAUAUGGAAACAUCAAAUAAUAUCAAAACCUGAGUAUAAAUAUCCAGUUACCCUGUCUUAUUAUUUAAACAACAUAUGACCAAUUCAAGCUUUGGGUUUAAAUUUAAUAAAUUGAGUAGAUAUUAAGGAAGGUAACAAUGUAACCCCACUUCUAUAUGCAACUACACGUUGGCAAAUAAGAUCUGUAUAUAAGCAGUACAGGAGAUAAGUGUCUGAUCUUGAGAACUCAGUCCCAAGGCUUCCAUUAGAACAAAGCUGCAGUCAUGUGUACAAACCGCCGCUCUAUUUAUGAUUAUUAUUAUUAUUAUUAUUAAUUGAGCACAAUCUCCAGCGGCUCCAAUAGACAAUGAAUGGAUGGAGCAGCAUUGAACACACGUUACCACCGCUCCAUUUUGACAGGAGCAUAAGGACCGAGUUCUUUGAUCACGGGCGGUCCAAAUGGUCAGGUUCAAAUGAUUAGAUACCUUGGAUAGGGGAUGAGUUAUUGUGGUUGAUGUACUUAAUUAAUUAAACAUUAAGUACACACACUUGUGCUGUAGACCACUCCUGAAUGUGCUUAGAAGAUAUGUAUGGUCCUACUUCUAUUACUAUGUAAACACCUACACAGUGUGAAAGGCUUUGCUUGUGACUGAUUGUGUACACAAAUCUUUAUAGUCAGCAUCUUACUUCUUCAAGUCAUCUUAAUUCAGUCUUGCCAGAAGAAACAGGAUUAGGUGUGUAUUUCAGUCUCAUAUGUUGCACAUACAAUUAAAUUGUAACACAAUGCAGAAUCUUUUAAUGCAUCGUCUGUUACCAGAUAGGAAUGUGACUAUUCUGUUUUGGCAGCUUAAAUUUGUUCAGUAAUUACACAUCUGUGAUAAUUUCUAGGGGAAUUCUACAUAAGUGAAUAUUAACAUAAUUUCCUGUAGGCAUUUUCUGUAACUAUUUAAGUUCUCAGAGGUUAUCUAUCUAUCUACCUUUCUAUCUAUUUAUCAAAUAGCAGCAGUCCUCUCAUUACACUAAACUACUGCCAAUUUAAAAAAAAGUAGUAUUCAAUAGGGGGCUACCCUUUUCCUUUUCCCCACCUUGUUUGGUUUUAUUGACAGGUCUUUUCUAUACACAAAUAGUUAUUGUAAUGCAGAAGCUUAGAUGGACACUGUCACUUGAAAAAACUUUUGACACGUUGUAGAGACAUGUCAAAAGUUUGAUCGGUCGUGGUCUGAGCGCUCAGACCUUGAGUGAUAGCUAAAACUAGCUGAGAGAAGAGCACGCUAAGUGAGACAAACUUACGAUGUAAGUCUAUGGGAUUGUCUCGGUCAGCUGCACUUUUCUCCACGCUUCUUUUAUCAAUGGGUUGGGGUUUGAACACUCAGACCCUGACCGAUCAAAAUUUUUGACAUAUCUCUAGUACAUGUCAAAAGUUUUUUUAAACAACAGAUACACAUUAACCUAUCUUGACUGUAAAAUGCAACAAUCACACCAUUUUAUAAUGUUUUAUUUAAUAAUUACCACAAAAAAAAUUUACAUUCCCACAAGGGGGGAGGAUCACAAGCCACCAUAAUAAAUUCAUUUACAUAAAUACGCAUCCAUAAACAAAUAUAUUUCAUAUGCAAAUAUUCCAAUUCAUAAUAACCAAUAUUAUAUGUAAAUUGCACAAUUGAUAUAGUACCCAGUUACAACAUCAGUAUAAAGUGCAGAGUGCAUACAACAUUAAUGCAAUGAAUCAGUAAAUGACCUUGUAUACAUAUUAUAUGCAUUUCUUAACUGAAUAUAGAAUUAAUAAUUCAUGUUUGACUCAAUAGAUAAAAAUAAAGUGCUCAGUGCUGGAGCCAUGAAUCAUAAUUAACAAAAUAACAAAGUAUCCUGUUACGACCUAAUGGAACCAAAACAUAACCAGUGGAAAUACAGUGGUCCCUCAAGUUACUAAAUUAAUUGGUUCCACGAACAUUGUAUGUUUAAACCAUUGUAUGUCGAGAUCUUAACUCUAUCGAAAGCUAGUAAUUAGCUCCAAAGUCUUCAAUAUGUCAACCCAAAAUAAUAAAAAGAUAUGAUAACUAAUAUAGAUGAAGUAAGUCCUUCUAAAAGUCAGAAAUAGAUGCUAUAAACAAUAAAUCAUGUUAUGCAUAGAUGACAGGUGCUUCUCCGGGGUUCUGUACAGUUAUGUACAAUGUGUCUAAAAGAGCAGCUAGUUCUGGCACAGAUAAGCAGCUGUACAAUUCUGCUCUACACUGUAGGAGGCGCUACUAGACAGUAAAUUAGUGAGUGUUCUUCAAUAAUACAGGGGCUUUACCAGUGAAGUGCCCACUUUGAUUGGUCAGAUCUUUCAGCCUUUCACACAAGCCAUGGAUCCGGACUGUUUCCGGUUUUCUAUGUUGAGAAUGGUUUCAAGUUACAAUGGUCCUGGAAAGACCAUUACAAACCAUUACACUGAACUGCAAACAUAUACACAAGGCUAGCAAUUAUAUACUGACCCAACACAAGGAUGUAAGAUGGCCCCAAGUAAAGGUAGAAAUAUAAUCACAAAAAUCCUCUUGGGGUAUUCACCCCAAAAGGGCACAAAGCCUUGUUACUUGGGGACUCCUAAACCAUAGAGGUAAGUAAAUGCCAUCCUACUUCUCACAUGCACGGUGCUAUAAGUACCUGGUGCUUGAUGUCAGCCAAGUGAGACACAGCGCCCAGGAGGUGCUUAAAUUCACCGUCCUGAAAGGCAUAACACUAUCCCGUUCAUGAUAGGCCAGGCGACACACACCCCUUGACAUCAUGGGUCUCGGUAUGCCCCAAAUGUAUGGCGUCUGUAUUGCUGUGGGAUACAAGGGUGGCGGGGUAGAAGGAAAACUAGCAUUAAUUAAACUGUAAUGAAGGAACCGGCAUUAAAUGAAGAUAUUGAUGUGAUUAUCAGGGAGAGGACACAGCUGUGAUUUCCCUAAUGCUACAAACAAUCAGGAAACAUCAUGCUAUUCUCCUCCCAAUUUUAAAUUAAAUAAAGAAAAUAAUUAGGUUAGCUGCCACCCUAGGCGCUGUUCUACACACAUUGGCCCUCAUUUACUAUUGCAAACCCGACAUGUUUUGUCGGGUUGUGUGCCAGAUUUAAAGUAAUAUUCAUGUCAAACACCACCAAUAUUGAUGACACGUAAAACUUACCAUUUGUAAUAAGUCUGUAACAUCUAUUAAAAAUAAGCGCCAGCUUUGAUUUAUAAUGGCUAAAAUAAAAUCUAAUAGGUUUGUACUGGCUCUUAUGUUUUGUAUUAGAAAAGAUAUAUAAAUACUAUAUUCUAUGAUCAAAAUUAAAUCAUCAAUAAAAUGCUCAGAGCUUGUGGAUCCUUGGAUAGUAGCUUCAUCUGAUGAUCAGCAGAGUUCUGCAUGGGUGGGUUGGAAUUCUUACCAAACAUUGAUGACCUAACCCAAAACAAUCCUUUUAACUCUUUCACAUAUUUAUGUAAAUUUUCUGUAAGUGUUAUUGAUAUGCUGUUGUAUUAGCAAGGCAAGUGAAAUCUUAUGUCUCCCAUUAUCCCUCACACAUUACAGUUAUGUAGCACUUCAUAUCUUUACCUUUGUGUCUUGGCACGGAUUUGCAGAACAUACAUAAGAUUUGUGUUUGUUGUUUUUACAUUAUGACAGCAAGCAAAUUUUGAUUCAUACAUCAUCUGUUGUCGAAGAAAAAGACUUCCUAAAACCAUUACCGAUCUGGAUAUGAGGUCCUUUGCAUCUGCUCAUUGUUAGCUGGCCCGAGUUAAAAAUUCAUUUAGGGGACAGGAGAAAAAAAAUGCUAGAAAGUGUAUUAGUAAAUGGGAUAUUUGUGCAUUACAGAUGUAAUAAUGUAUCUAAUGCUGUAAGUUAAACAGUGCUUUACACCUGAUUUUAUUGGCAAUGAGUUCUUGCCCCAGAGAGUAGCACGUCAAAUAUAAUGUAAGAAACAAUAUUGAAUUCCUCCAGGCUCUGUAUUUUAAACAACUGAGCAUCCUAUCUCUCUCCCGUGUCUAAUUCCUCUUUCCUAGUGCACAUUCUCUUGCUUCUGACAUUUAUAACCAUUAAACUCUCCCAGAUAUCGUUCUUGCUGCUCCGUAGAGCUCCCUGAGUGAGCUUAAAAGUCUUUGACUUACAGCUGCUUUCAAAUGACCUGAACAUCUGGGAAAUUCAUUGGGCCAGUAUGUCCCUGUGACUAAUAGGGAUGUAACAGAGAGUCUCCUGUAAUCAUAACAGCGGAGGACUUCUCAGUUGUGAGUAGGAUGAAGUAACGUGGUUACUAUGGCCUGUUGUGAAUGAGAAGAAAAACAAACAUACACAGAUUCCCAGGCAUACAUGAAUCUAUCAUCCAACACUUUAAACUGCAUUCUUAAAGCAGAUGAGCUGCCAAGAUGUCCCGUGGUACCCCAGUGACAAAACACCCAACACUUCUCCCCAUGGUCAGUGUGAAAGGGGCCUACAGGAGAUAAAGAGGUUAUCCAACUCCAGUUAACCUAGUCUAGGGGCAUUAUAAAAACUAAUGCAAAAGAAAAAUGCCAUUUGUGCCCGUAGUAACAAUUUCUCAGUUUACUACAGUUAUAUUGUGAUCAGUUAUUAGGUUCUUUGAUAUUACAACUGCACCACGUUCUCUCUGUACUAGUUUGGAUACUCCCUUCCUUUAUGCUAUGUUGAUAAGCCACCGACACUGAACGGCAAAAGCAAGUUUCUAUUUCUAACCAAAUAAGAUGCCCUCAAAUUAUCAUAUUCUCCAAAAGUACAAAACAGAUUGUGUAAUACUGGAUCAGACCACACAUGACUACAUGUAUGUUGGGAGUAGGUUUGUGUGCCUAUAUAGACCUUGUAUACAUCUAAAUGAAUCUCGUAACACUGACCAAUAUGUGACCAUUAGAAUGAGGUUGAGAAGUUGAUUGUUUUCUUAAUGACACUGCCUAUAGGCCCUUUACAAGAGCCAAAAAUCUGCAGAAUGAGCAUACAUAGGAGUUCUGAUAAUUGGCCCAAGUUAAAAUGCCAGCGAUAAACUUAAGAACGAGAAAAUGUUGGAUCUUUUGUGCUGCCAUUUAAAUCUUUGUUACCUGCCGCACAUCACCAUGUAAACAGGGGCCAUGUGGCAAACACUGAUGAAUUUAAAGGGCCAUACAAAUGAUCCAGUGAUCGUUGGGGGAGCCUGGCACUGCAACUGAUCAGGCCCUGUAAAGUCUUUUUACACAAGCACCAAACUACUAGAGUGCACUUGUUUCACUUGUUUACAGGUACAGAUCAGCCCAUGUAAACAUAGUAUAACAUUUAUAAAAUGUAACAUUGACAAAGUGGCUUGUUGAAACAUUUGUCCUUUAUUGUUAAAAGUAAAUAUUUCCUAAACAUAUUGACAGAUAAAUGUGUCUUUUGUCAUUAAAGCUUGCUAGAUAACUGUUGGUUGAACAAAGUAUAUUUCCCGAUCCUGCCAUAAACAUACAUACUCAGCUCAGCAUGUGUUCUUAAAGGGGUAUUUAGGAAUAAAAAAAACAGUGUCGGUUUCUUUAAAAAAAAACACCUGUCCUCAGGUUGUGUGUGGUAUUACAGCUCGUUUCCAUUGAAGUGAAUGAAGCCAAGUUGUAAUACUACUCACAACCUGCAGACAGGUGUGGUGCUGUUUUUUAAAUAAAUCAGCUCUGUUCUAUUCCUGGAUAACCCCAUUACUAGAGGGAGGGCCCCUGCCAGACUCCUUUGGCGGCAGCUUAUCUCCAAGAAAAAAAAAAACAACAACUUUCCCAAUCCUUCUCUCCCCAACAUCUUAACAGCAUGUAACCAAAAUGUUGUGUGUUGGGGGGGGGGGGUUAGCCAACACAUAUCUGAUGUAGCCAGCUUAAGAGGUCUAGACUGGCAACCUCCAAGUCUAGAAGGAAAUCACGUUAUGUAAUCAUUUCUGUUCACAUAGUGUUUUUCCAGCUGACUUUGCGAAACCUGUUAGGAAUGUGUAUAUGCAUGUGUGUAACUAUGAGAGAAAAACACAGAACAGAGAUCAAGAAAUUAGCAUUUUGGCAAUAAUGCCCUUUGGCACAUUAUUAUAUGCAGAUUUUGUGCCAUCCUUCAGAAUAGCUUCAAAGUCAAAGUCUGUUCUGAUGUAAAGAGCAAAGCAUAGUGAGACGACUACUCACCAGCCGCGGGUUGUUCCUCAUGAGUUGAAUGUAAAGAUGUUCUCCAUCAUGAUAGAAUUAUGUUGGUGACAUAAGGUUUCAUGAUAUCCAAGUUUAGAAAACCUUAGGCUAUUCCUUAUUCUUAUUUAUAAAAGGAGGGCAAUAUUCCGAAUAGUCAGGCUGACUGUGUGACUUUAGUAUUCAUCAACAAAUUGACUUGUGGACAAUCCAGAGAAUUGUCCUACUCUAUGAUCACUACCUAUGUGCCAUUCCUCCAGUCCUGACAACCUCCAGGUACAGAAUCAUACAUCUGUGAAAAUGAUAUGAGCAGCUUUCUUUAUGGGCUUUAGG
Molecule: messenger RNA, 9595 nt
Organism: Hyla sarda
Lineage: Eukaryota; Metazoa; Chordata; Amphibia; Anura; Hylidae
Gene: NALF2
Product: NALCN channel auxiliary factor 2
Exons: 3
Coding region: 823-2187 (454 amino acids)
Biological process (GO): calcium ion import across plasma membrane
Cellular component (GO): plasma membrane
Molecular function (GO): stretch-activated, monoatomic cation-selective, calcium channel activity
Source: RefSeq, a predicted model, not a curated record